Molecule: messenger RNA, 570 nt
Organism: Acytostelium subglobosum LB1
Lineage: Eukaryota; Evosea; Eumycetozoa; Acytosteliales; Acytosteliaceae
Exons: 2
Source: RefSeq, a predicted model, not a curated record
AUGUUGGGAAGAUCACUCACACUCGUUGGUAACUCGACAAGACAGCUUAUCACAAGAUCAUUGUUGUCAUCAUCAACACUGUGCAAUAACAGCAGAUGGAUGUCAACAGCUGCACCACAGACGAAUAACUUGGGAGCAUCAUACACAGCAGCACCACCAGCUAGACCAUCUCCACAGAGAGGUCGUCGCCCAAACAAGCAGAAGUCACCAUCGUUCCCACAGUACGCUCACAUCCCACGUCUGGCAACAGAGGGUAUGCAGCGUGUCACAGAGAUGGGCUUCAACUACUAUCUGAUCGACGUGCGUCCCGCCGAGCAGUUCCAGCAAGAGGCUGUUAUGGGCAGCGUUAACUUCCCCUCCGCGCAGGGCUUCUCUGCCGAGACCCUGAAGGCUCUGGACAAGUCGUCGAUGGUGCUGUUGAUGGGACCCAAGGAGAAGGGUUACCCCGCUGCAUGUGAGGCUGCACUCGAGUUCACCAAGCAGGGCUUCAAGUCUGUGAUCGUCGUUGAGAGCAGUGUCAAGGAGUUGGUCGACAAUGGUUUCUUCUACAGCAGCGAGAAGGACACAUUA